AUGUAUGCCGGUCACUUUGCAGUUGCUCUGUUAUUUCAUUCCUAUUUUCCUGAAAUAAAUUCAUUUCUGUUUACAUUUGGCGUUGGUUUACUUGAUAUUACUUUUGGUAUGCUGGCAUAUUUUGGCAUUGAAGGGCUAACAGUGAAUCCAAAUGCUGGCCUUCUCGGUGUUGACCUACAUUGUCCAUUUAGUCAUUCACUCGCUGGUUCAUUUUUCAUCAGUUUUCUAUGGGGCUGUAUGAGUAUGAAUGGUGAUUUAUUUCUACCAUUGUUUUUAUCCUCAUUUAGUCAUUUCAUACAAGAUUGGUUUGUACAUAAUCGAGAUUUAGAAUUAUAUCCCAAAAGUAAAAUAUUUAUCGGUGGAACGGGAUGGUGGUCUAAAUAUCCACGUGGGACAUAUUAUUUUGAAUUGAUCUUAUGUGCAUGUUGUUCGAUCGGAACGUUAAGAAAGAACAGUAACAGUUUAAGUUUCAACAUGAAUGGAAUCUGUUUGAGUCUAUCGAUUUUUUAUGUCUUCUAUUUGCAUUACCAACGUCGUGCAGCAGCCAGUGGACAAUUAGCCCACAUGGUAAAAACAAUUCCACAAGAAAAACAAGGACCAAUGUUAUUUCGAGCAUUUAUGAAAUCAUUUAUUAUGCCAGCCGUAAUUUUAGGAACAUUAUUAUAUUUUUAA
Didymodactylos carnosus is the source of this 672-nucleotide messenger RNA. The record is from the annotation of a GenBank genome assembly. NCBI's taxonomy places the organism in Eukaryota, Metazoa, Rotifera, Eurotatoria, Philodinida, Philodinidae.